AUUUUAUAUUUCCUCUCAAAUGAUUUAUUCUUUCAAUAUCUGUUUUGUGAUGGGAAGUUUUUCCUUUUUACAAUGAAAUGCCGCUAAUCUAGCGGUUAUGGCAACCCAAUGUUCUUUUCAAGCCCAGAAAGAACAUAUACAUUUAAGCCGAAUGAUUAUGAAUGUCCUAACCAAACAAAUGUUACUUACAAAUCCCAUAAACAGCAACAACUAAAACAGAAACAUGAAAAACAUUUUCACCCUCCCCAGAUCCCCUAAACCUUGGAAUACCAGAAGAAAACCCCAACACAGAUCACCCUUCUUCUUCCUCUCAAUCUUCCUCUUCUCAAUUAUCCUCUUCUUCAUUGCCUACACUCACAUCCCCAAAUCCCUCCUCUCCCUAUCAUCCACACCAAAUGCUCUAAUUCCCAAAUUCCCACCAUGCCGAACCGCCAAAAUCCUAACCCCGCAUCAAAGAUUCCUCUUUUAUGCUCCACACAGUGGCUUCAGCAAUCAACUUCAAGAAUUCAAGAAUGCAAUUCUAAUGGCGGGUAUUUUGAACCGGACCUUGAUUGUCCCUCCGAUUCUCGACCACCAUGCUGUUGCUCUUGGUAGCUGCCCUAAAUUUAGGGUAUCCAGUCCUACUGAGAUUCGAAUGUCAGUCUGGAAUCACACCAUCGAGCUCCUUCGAAGUGGAAGGUAUGUCUCCAUAGCUGACGUUGUUGAUAUUUCAUCUUUGGUGUUGUCUUCCUUGGUUCAAGUCAUAGACUUUAGAGUUUUUGCAUCUUCAUGGUGUGGGGUGGACACUAAUUUGUUUUGCUUGAAUGAGUUGAAUGCAUACACCUCUUUAUUUGAUAGCCUAAAGCAAUGUGGAUAUGCAUUAUCUGGGCUGACCAGUAUAGAUAAGUGUUUAUAUGCCAUAGAUGAUGAUUGUAGAACCACAGUUUGGACAUACCAAAAUGGUUCUGAGGAUGGCGUAUUAGAUUUUUUCCAACCUGAUGAGCAACUCAAGAUGAAAAAGAAAAUUUCAUAUGUUAGGAGACGUCGAGAUGUAUUUAAGGCCCUUGGACCUGGUUCUGAAGCUGAAUUGGCCACUGUUCUUGCAUUUGGGAGCCUGUUCACAGCUCCAUACCGAGGCUCUGAGCUCUAUCUUGAUAUAAGUAGAGCCACAAGUGAUCAAAGGAUACAGUCCUUAAUUAAGAAGAUUGAAUUUAUUCCUUUUGCCCCUGAAAUAUUAACUGCGGGAAAGAAGUAUGCUCUUAGGACAAUAAAGGUUCCGUUUCUUUGCGCACAGCUCAGACUCUUAGACGGGCAGUUCAAGAACCGCUGGAAGGCUACUUUUUUGGGCUUAAAGCAAAAAUUAGACUCUUUAAGGCAGAAGGGUCCUCAGCCAAUUCAUAUGUUUGUGAUGACUGAUCUUCCAGAAGGUAAUUGGACUGGAACUUACCUAGGGGAUCUGGCAAAAGAUAAGGACUCUUUUAAGCUGUAUUUUCUUAGGGAGGAAGAUGACUUGGUUAAACAAACAGCAAAGAAACUUGCGACUGCAGGAAAUAGCUUGAUGUAUGGAUCUUUUUCAAAGAAGGUUCAUGAAGUAACCGCAACAAAGAAGCAUUGCCCUCAGAGGUUCUCUGAUGUGCUUUUAUUCAUAGAGGAAACUGUGUGCAGUUGUGCUUCACUUGGUUUUGUUGGGACUGCUGGGUCAACCAUUGCAGAGAGUGUAGAGCUGAUGAGAAAAUUUGAUGCAUGUCUGAGGGGAAUUUGACCUUGUAAAAGAAUCUUAGCCAUAGAGCUGGUGGAUUUUAGAUAUUGAGGAUGGACUUCAUGAGGUCAGUGAAAUUUCAAAGAUUCAAUGGUUUAUGAAUCCUAAAUGGGCUCUUCCUUACACUGUAUGACACUUUAACAUACAUGUGCCUUCGGUUUAUCGCAUCUUGCUGCAAAAGCAUGAUGGCUAUGCAUCUGCAAUUUUGAUUUCUCCUCGCUUCCAAUGUUCCACCUAAUGAGCCAUAGAGUUUUGUUAAUUGAACAUAUGAUGUGCCAUUAAAGGCAAAGAAAAGGACUUCUCCCACAUUAUCAUUUAAUUUGGGUUGAGAUGAAGAGAACAUUUCUUGUUCAACAGAAAAUGGGAUCCUUUUAAUCAGAUUGGGAGGUAAUUUUGUUAUCAUUUAAACAUCAACUUGAUUCUUUUGCACCUGUAAAUUAUGUUUGUUGAUUGUGUAAUGUGUGCACUAAUGGACUCGCUGUUUUGAUGGCCUAUUUCUCAGAUAUGUAUGUGGGAUUACAUCAAUUUCCCCUUCAAAACAAAGUAAAGUUGGUUGCUGUAAUUGUUCAUGUGUUUUUCUUUUUCUUUUUAAAUGUGAUUAAGAUAAAAGU
Pistacia vera is the source of this 2349-nucleotide messenger RNA. Its product is annotated as O-fucosyltransferase 30. The transcript is spliced from 2 exons. The record is from RefSeq and is a predicted model, not a curated record. The coding region runs from base 224 to 1741 and encodes 505 amino acids. Lineage: Eukaryota; Viridiplantae; Streptophyta; Magnoliopsida; Sapindales; Anacardiaceae.